UUACUCAUACCGCGAAUAUUCAAAAGAUUGCGGCAGGAAAGGGCCGCGAAUCGAAUAUGGCGGCCGCAUGUUUAAAUCUACUGGUGGGCGCGUUCUCGAUGAUGAGCAGAAGAAGCAAGCUUCAUUUGACCGAGUACGGCUUCGACGUUGCCACAAGGCUCAAAGCUUAGAAAACGAUUUCGUACAAGAAUUUCAACCGUUUCAUUGACUGUGUUCGUAGUUCCCGGAUUUAAUCGUGUCUGUUUAAUUAUACAAUCGAAUUUGUGUGUAUACAGAAUCGUGUAAAAACUGUCAUGUAAAAAAAAUGACGUUAGCAUGAAUAUGAGGAGGUUGUUUUAGAAGCAAAAAUUACUCUGGGUUCGACGCUGUAAAUAUUACCGAAAAACUCGUACGUUUGUGGAGAAGUCGAAUGUAUUUUUGGUUGUCUUUACUACCCAUCAAGACGAAAUGACUCCACGUAAAACUGUUUCAACUAAAAAGAAAUCGGGUGAAAAGACGAGUACUUCUUCUGGCCGUAAAGUUCUCCAGCGAACAUCUAUUUCUGUUGCAUCUAUCAAAGAGAAGACCAGACAGGGCCUGAAACGAUUAACGAAUAAGGGCGGUAUUCAGAAGCGGACUGUGCAUAAGAGCCCUGCGAAAAUACUGAAAGAAAAUAUUAGCGCGAAUUCUAGAAAAACCAAUACUUCUAUCAAAAGCCCAGCCAUCAAGGUUUUUCGUCCGCGCAGUGACGAAAAUUAUACCCCACAAAGACAACAACCAUCGAGAAAGGUUAAAACCUGCAAAGGCCCCAAGCAACAAUACGAAAGUGAGUUCGAAAAACGUCGGAUACCUGUGUCAGUGUCGUCAGCUUUGCAAGAGAUGAAAGGUAACAUUUCCAAAGCCUUGGAAACAGUGUCAACGAAGCUCAAAAUUAAUCGCGGGGAACGACGCAGUAUCCGUCAGUCGGCCUAUGAUCCAUUGCUGAGUUCUGACACCCCAGUGAAACUUUAUUCGCCGUUUACGAUUGGCGACUUUGAGCACACUCCGACAGGUGAAAGAUCAUCAGAACACUCUGCAAAGCGUAACGGUCGUGUGCAGACGGCGUCUACGUCAAAUCGAACAACCCCAAGAAAUCGCGGCGGAAAGAUUCAGAGUGUAAAACACGGAGCAAACGUAAGCAGGAAUCUUCUCGAUACUCCCACCGGAAAGUUUCGCCAAGAUCUUGAGGAUAUGACAAAAGGCUUUAAAGAACUGACCUCACUUGCGAAACGGUUGAACGAUCGUGUACAACAGGAGUAGAUUUGGGGUUGAAAGCAAAAGCUGAACUAUCCUAUUUGCAGCUUUGCUAUGCCCCACCUUGCGAAGUCUGGAUAUGCAUACGCUUUAAUCUGCAGUUUUGUUCAACAUGCCACAAUAAGUAUUGGGAUCCCCUAUGCUCAAAUUGUGUAAGGUUCCUAUUAGAGUAAUCGGAAAGAAAGCCACUUUCUCAUAUUUUGAAGCUAUUUAAUAAUAAUUACUACAAAAAAUGGCGUUCCAACUGUUAAUCUGGCAUAUGUUACCUGCUAACUGAUUUUCAUGUAGUAGGCGUUUAGUACCCAUGAAUGACAUUUUUAUUUAAAGCCGUACUAGAUUACAUAAUAAUUUCAAGUCGAAUAAGCUUUCCAGAGUGGUACUGUCUUUUCUGAACAGAUCAGUUUAGAGCGAAGUGCAGAACUCGCACAGAAUUAAUUGACUAAGCCAAACAGACAACUACUUUACUAUUGCAGCUAGCUUAAAAAUCUCGUAAGGAAAAAAAGCAUCUGUAUUUUUCCACUUUUUUUUCUAGCUCCCUCUUCAUUCCUGGCAGACCCAAAAAUCAUCAGCUAUAUACGAUUAUGAUGCAUAUUGUUAACUCCAAAAUAUUAAUAUUUUUUUUUUUAAAUAAAGCUUCAGCCUAAGUAAAAUAAGUCGACAUGGUGAAUAUGCUAUUAUUCUACUGACACCCGCCUCCGUCUUUUACUUCGAAUAUUAAGGGAAACGAGUUUGGAACUACGCACAAAUUUCAGCUGUAAAUUAAAGAAGAUUUCUACUAUUGUGAUUAUAACGAUACUUUUGUUACUCCUGUUAAUCGCGCCAAAUAUAGUCAUAAUUUCAACCCUUUUCAGUAAUCUCUUUCUUUUUUCAAUAUAAAUUCUUUUUAAUCAGUGUCGUCCUGGAUUGUUCUCAACUAUUUUAUAGCAGCAUAAAUACUACAUGGAUGGCAAUGCCUCUACGUUUUGUCGAAUCAUUAAUAAACAAAAAAUGUCAACUCGAAGCAGAUCGUUUCCCUCACCCACUCAGUGUCUAAAGCCCUAUGCAGUAAACACGAGUCCAUAAAACAGUUUAUGGCAUCGCCUACCAUAUUAUCUAUUUGUCAUUAAAAUGCAAUCAUAUCUAAAAACCGUCAAUUUUCUGCUAUGCUACAAUGUUACCUAACGCCCAAAUUGCUAGCUUAUCUUUUUGUACUUCACGUGUGUACUUGCUGGUAUUUUUGGCUGGCAGGGUUGCUAAAUCUUAGAUAUAAAGAAGGCCCUAUCUACACUUGGCAGUACGUGCUAGAGACACGCAAAAAACAACUGAACUGUACACAGAUUUUAAAAAUAAACGCACUUCAAACUUUUACCAGUCUAAAUCUUAUUUCGAAUACAUCGUUCUACGUUUGUUGCCCUUAGCAGCAAUUCUUUAUUUAAAUGCGCAUAUCAUUCAUCUUCAAUACUAGGAAUUACAGCAUAUUGGUGUCGGGCUCUAAUUGAUUACUACGUUUUUCUAACUUCGUGCGCUAACCUUUCGAAAUAUAGUUAUAGUGUCAUCGAAGAACUGCGUAACGGAAGUACCGAAUUUAUAUCUAGCAGAAUGUCUAUGAUAUGCAGAUGGUAUUAGUCCACAAAUUUUCACCUAUAAAUCAGAUACCAUCGAUUACGUCACAGAUCCGAUAUUUACGAUGAAACUAUCCCAUUCUUUGGUCUAUAUCAUUUUUAUUAUUAUUAUAAAAGGAGUAACAGCUAAGACAAAAUUCGCGCUAUCGCAAAUGUUUCUUUU
This is a messenger RNA of Varroa destructor (honeybee mite), 3036 nucleotides long. RefSeq lists its product as uncharacterized. NCBI's taxonomy places the organism in Eukaryota, Metazoa, Arthropoda, Arachnida, Mesostigmata, Varroidae. The record is from RefSeq and is a predicted model, not a curated record.